AUGGACCCAAUGGAAGAAGAGAAAAAGGCAAUUCUUGGCGACGAUGAAUUUUUAAAGCUAGAUGAAUACAAUACUUUAUUCCAUAACUCGAUAUCCAUGAUGGAUAAACAUGACAAUCAUGGCCCAGGAGACAAAUUUUUAGAAGACAAUUCUGAUAACUAUGGCCUUGGCAACAGUUGUUUGACUAAAGCACUAAACAGGUUCCCUGCGAAUGAUAUCAAAGCAGAUUAUGAAGGAGAAUUAGAGGAACAAUCUAUUCACUCCGCAUGCUUCCCCUUUUUCUCUUUUUUCCUUUUUCCGUUUGUCCAAAAUGCCAUCUUCUCCAACAAGAUCGUUAUGUUCUCUAAAUCCUAUUGCCCGUAUUGCCUUCGUGCCAAGCGGAUUUUCAGUGAGCUAAAUGAGAAACCAUAUGUUUUAGAGAUUGAUCUCCGACACGAUGGAGGUAAAUUCCAGUAUGUUCUUAUGGAUUUGAUAGGUCGAAGCAUUGUUCCACAAGUGUUUGUUAAUGACAAGCAUAUUGGAGGCUCUGAUGAUCUAAGAGUUGCGGUCGAUGAUGGUACACUGCAAAGGCUUUUAGCUGCAAGUUGA
Messenger RNA from Hibiscus syriacus, 588 nucleotides. RefSeq lists its product as uncharacterized. Gene Ontology annotation, cellular component: cytoplasm. The record is from RefSeq and is a predicted model, not a curated record. Lineage: Eukaryota; Viridiplantae; Streptophyta; Magnoliopsida; Malvales; Malvaceae. The transcript is spliced from 5 exons. Bases 1 to 588 code for a protein of 195 amino acids. Gene Ontology annotation, molecular function: glutathione disulfide oxidoreductase activity. Gene Ontology annotation, biological process: cellular response to oxidative stress.